This is a messenger RNA of Podarcis muralis (Common wall lizard), 2289 nucleotides long. Its product is annotated as ryncolin-1-like. Gene Ontology annotation, molecular function: antigen binding; signaling receptor binding; carbohydrate derivative binding. NCBI's taxonomy places the organism in Eukaryota, Metazoa, Chordata, Lepidosauria, Squamata, Lacertidae. The record is from RefSeq and is a predicted model, not a curated record. Gene Ontology annotation, biological process: complement activation, lectin pathway.
UUACACAACUGGGAGGACUUUGGUAUUUCUCCGCCUUGUUCCGCCUGCUUGCGCAAUGGAAAGCAUUUAAGGGGAAAAGUCCUAGCCUUAAAAAGUGGCUGGAUGAGCACCGGAGGCAGCUGCCAAAGGACAAGAUGGCAACCUGGAUGAGCCUUUUCUUAACUCAGUUGACCUUCAUUGCUGCAUCUAUAAAGGGCGGCUUGGCAGAGGACCCAGAAACUAGCUGCUGUGCACAGCUAAAAGGGCUGUCUGAGUGUGGGCCAGACAAGAAAUUCUUUUUCCAAGGCCAGCCUGGGACUCCCGGGAUCCCUGGCAUACCAGGAACAAUUGGAUCACCUGGAGCUAAGGGAGAUCCUGGCCCUCUGGGGCCCCCUGGUGAGAAGGGCUCCCCUGGAGAUCAUGGAAAAGCUGGACCCAAAGGAGAGAAAGGAGAAGCUUGUGCUUCGGACUGUGGAGGCAGCUCCCAGCAACAAGGCCCAAGAGCCAAGAACUGCAAAGAGCUUCUAGACCAGGGCGAGACCCUAAGUGGGUGGUACACCAUCUUCCCCACAGCUAAGAAAGCACUGGCUGUCUUCUGCGACAUGGAGACUGAUGGAGGAGGCUGGCUGGUGUUCCAGAGGAGACAGGAUGGAUCAGUAGAUUUCUAUCGUGGUUGGGAGUCCUACAAGAAGGGGUUUGGGAACCGAGCAUCUGAGUUCUGGCUGGGCAACGACAACAUCCAUGUUCUCACUAGUUCGGGGGCACACCAACUGAGGAUCGAUGCCGAGGACUUUGCCAAAGUCAGAACUUUUGCCCUGUAUACAAGCUUCAAAGUUCUGAGUGAAAAUGACAACUACACAUUGACCCUGGGCUCUUACUCCAGUGGUGACAUGGGAGAUUCUCUAUCUGUGCACGACAACAUGCCAUUUUCAACACGGGACAAAGAUAAUGACAACAGUGUCUCCAGCUGCGCAGAAGUCUACACGGGUGCAUGGUGGUAUGGGGACUGUCAUCAUUCUAACCUCAAUGGGCUCUAUCUCAAAGGCGAACACAGCUCUUAUGCCAAUGGCAUCAACUGGGCUGCUGGGAAGGGUUAUCAUUACUCUUAUAAAUAUGUGGACAUGAAAAUAAGACCAGAGUAGGUAGCGAAGAAAAGAUCUAGUGUAGGCUGGGUGCUUUACAGCAGAGGGCCUGGGCACUACUUCAGCUUCAAUCUCUCGUGCAUUCUCCAGUUUUAACCUGUGAGGCAGCCUGAAUAAGGAGACAUCUCCACAAAGGUGACACCUGACUUGUCCUCCUUGCCCCAGUCUUGAUCCAAUAAGGUUAUCAGUAAGGACUAGGGAGCAGGCACCUUCUGUAGCCUUAAGUCAGGGAUAGGGAAGGUGUGACUCUCCAGAUGUGGUUGGGAUUCCAAACUCCCUCCUAUCAGCCUCAGCCAGCAGUCAAGGAUGGUGGUUGUAGUCUAGUGACAGCUGGAGGGCCAUAGUUUCCUCAUUCCAGUCCUGCCAAACAAUCUUUAACUGCAAACAAGCACACAUAGUCCUACUUUAUAUUAGCUCCUGAAUCUACCCCUUCUGCAGAACUGCCCUUCCCCAUGCAUCCAAUAGCUGAUGUAGGUGGAAGAUUUGGAUACAAGAACUUGAUUUAAAGUAGGCCACGUUAUUGAGGAUCUUGGUACAAGAAACUAUACGGAUUGUGGUCAAUGCAUUAAUGUCUAUUUCUGCUAACUCAUAGCAGGCUAGCCUGAGGUAGAACUGGUAUAGUUGUGUGCUCACACACAUAUUUUUUAAGUCUUAAUAAGGUCCUAUCUCCUAUGUUCCUUCACCACUUAACAAAUCCAAACUUAAAAGCCAUGACUUCAUAUGGAAAAUGAGACAUAGUCAUAGCUCUGUAUUGCAACCAGCCUUUAUCUAGAUAUCUCCUACAUCCCUAGGCAGGAUAGGAGCUGCCUUCAAGAGCUCUUACAGGCUCAACCCUGUCAAGGUAUGGUCCACAAACAAUAAAUGCUGACUAUCUGGCAAUUCAGAAUGUAUAUCGCUUCUCAGGUUUGACUUUUGGCUGGAGAAUGCCUUAGAAUUUUUGCAGCUAGCUUGACAGAAGCAGUUAUGGGGACAGCUGUUGCUUUCGGGGACUGUUGUAGCUCUUAAUUAUUAAUAUUAUUUGUAUGAGUAUGUUAGCCUUCUCAACCUGUAUAUGAAAAACAAAUAAACAGAUCUUAAACAGACAUGGUAAAGUCUCUAGAACUCUUUCCAAAGAUGAUGAUGAUUCUUUAGGCUGCCCUUGGAAUUUAGAGUAUAAAAUACUAUAAUC